Messenger RNA from Penicillium soppii, 1581 nucleotides. RefSeq lists its product as uncharacterized. The transcript has 7 exons. Gene Ontology annotation, molecular function: nitrite transmembrane transporter activity; racemase and epimerase activity, acting on carbohydrates and derivatives; nitrate transmembrane transporter activity. The record is from RefSeq and is a predicted model, not a curated record. Gene Ontology annotation, biological process: nitrate transmembrane transport; nitrite transport. Gene Ontology annotation, cellular component: membrane. NCBI's taxonomy places the organism in Eukaryota, Fungi, Ascomycota, Eurotiomycetes, Eurotiales, Aspergillaceae. The coding region runs from base 1 to 1581 and encodes 526 amino acids.
AUGACACAACAAGAUGUCGCCAACUCUAACAUCGUCGCACUUUUGGCAACUUUACUUGUUCGAUUUGUCGCAGGGCCACUUUGUGAUCGUUAUGGUCCGAGAUUGGUCUUUGUAGGGCUUCUCCUAUGUGGUGCCAUCCCAACAGCCAUGGCUGGCCUGGUCACUACCCCCAAGGGUCUGAUUGCUCUCCGAUUUUUCGUUGGAAUUUUAGGAGGAACAUUUGUUCCAUGUCAGGUCUGGUGCACCGGCUUUUUCGACAAGAAGAUUGUUGGUACUGCCAACUCCCUUGCUGGAGGCUGGGGUAAUGCCGGUGGAGGAAUCACUUACUUCCUAAUGCCUGCUAUCUACGACUCCCUCGUCCAAUCCCGCGGCCUGACCUCCCACCAAGCAUGGCGUGUCGCCUACAUCGUUCCAUUCAUCAUCAUCACUAUCAUCGCCUUGGGCAUGCUUUUGCUAUGCAAAGACACACCAACAGGCAAAUGGUCUGAGCGACACCUCUGGGCCAAGGAAUCAAACGGCACAUCAUCCCCCACGGAAGGCAACAUAAUUGAUUUGAACACUGGCACAUUCUCAAGCGGCAUGACAACCCCCUACAACGCUGCAACAAUCGACGUGGAAAAGAAAGGCUCCCAGACCCCUCAAAUUAUGGACAAAGACACAUCUGCAAUGGGCCAGAUGGACUCAAUCUUCAAACAAGAGACGGUUGUCGCUCCAACACGCCAAGAAGCACUCAAUGUGGCGCUCAGCCUAUCAACAAUGGCUGUGGCAAUCCCUUAUGCCUGCUCAUUUGGCUCUGAGCUUGCUAUAAACUCUAUUUUGGGUUCCUACUAUGAAAAGGUAUUCCCACACAUGGGCCAGACACAGACCGGUCAGUGGGCUGCCAUGUUCGGUCUUCUGAAUGUUGUCUUCAGACCCGCAGGCGGUCUCUUUGGUGACAUGGUCUACCGGUUGACCGACAAUGUAUGGUCUAAGAAGCUUCUUCUGACCUUUUUGGGAGUCUCUAUGGGAGCCUUCCAACUUGCCAUUGGGCUGUCCAAUCCACCUACCGAGGCAGCUAUGUUUGGUCUUAUUGCUGGAUUGGCUUUCUUCCUUGAGGGGUGCAAUGGGGCCAACUUUGCAGUUGUGCCUCAUGUGCAUCCAUUUGCUAAUGGUAUUGUUUCGGGAAUUGUUGGUGGGUUCGGUAAUCUUGGAGGCAUCGUCUUUGCUAUUAUCUUCCGAUCUCUCGAAACAAUGGCUCCAGUCCGCCGCAUUGCUCAGAUUGUUCACCUUAAGCCCUCCGCCGUGGCCGCAUACAAAGAAUGUCACGCCAAUGUCUGGCCUGAAGUCCUGCAACAAAUCAAGGAUUGCAAUAUCAAAGACUACUCAAUCUUUUUCGACAAUGAUCGGACCUUGUUUGCAACAUUCAAAUAUGUCGGGACCGACUUUGAGGGAGAUAUGGAGCUCAUGCGAGCAAACCCCAAAGUGAGGGAGUGGUGGGCUAUGACAGACGGGAUGCAGGACAGCCCUAUACCCGGAGCUGUGGGCAGUGCAGACGGCCCGGGGUGGUGGAAAGUCUUGGACGAAGUAUUUUACACAGAGUAA